This is a messenger RNA of Closterium sp. Naga37s-1, 1197 nucleotides long. Lineage: Eukaryota; Viridiplantae; Streptophyta; Zygnematophyceae; Desmidiales; Closteriaceae. The record is from the annotation of a GenBank genome assembly.
AUGUUCACCACGGUUGUCAGUGCUCCGCGCACCUCCUCUCUGCUCCCCAUCUUCCCCCACCCACACUCCAGUUUCCUCCUCUCCUACUUCCGUGCCCGUACUUCCAUUCCUUCCCCGCUUCCCCCAGUGACACCCCCCCUCUCCCCGACACCGGCCAGUGGCUCCUCCUCGCCCUCAACAGCCACCUCCCCGCACCCCUCCCCGCGCCCCUCACCACCUAUUCCUUCCCCCGUCCCCCUCCUCUCCCCCACCCCCCCACCCUUCCCCCAGUGGCACCCCUCCUCUCCUGACACCGGCCAGUGGCUCCUCCUCGCCCUCAACAACCACCUCCCUGCGCCCCUCGCCCCUCCCUUCCCCCCUUCCCCCAUUCAUCCCUCCCUCCCCAUACAGUGGCACCCCUCCUCUACCCGACACGGGCCAGUGGCUCCUCCUCGCCCUCAGCAACCACCUUCCUACUCCCCGUGCCCCGUCCCCUCUCUCUUCCCCUCCCCCCCGCCUCCUCCCUCCCCAUACAGUGCCACCCCCCCUCUCCCCGACACCGGCCAGUGGCUCCUCCUCGCUCUCAACGACCACCUCCCCGCGCCCCUCACCGCGCUCCUCCGCGCCCGCCUAGUCGAAAUGCACGAUUUCCUCAUGCUCUUCAUGCUGCUCGCCUUCUCCGUCCUCUUCAACUGCAUCCCCCCUUCGGGGAUCGGCCUCGGCGCGCGCUACUGCUUCACCAUUGGGCUCAGCCGCUUGCUCCGGUUCCUAACCUUUGCUUCGACGAUCCUCCCGGCGGUUCGGCCGUGGUGCGCCGUGGUUCGGUUCGGGAGCACGAGUCCGAGGCACCCGCACCCCUGGGCUCAGAAGUAUUUUGUGCCGUAUGCCACGGACCACGACAUGCUACACCAAGUCAUCUCCACUGACGUCGCAUUUGCCCCCCAGGUGCACUACCCACCUGAGUAUCAACCUGACUGGGGCGCUUUCCAGUUCCUGGUGGACUUCCUUCGUCCCAUGGACGCCCGCGCUCACCACGGCGCCGCCGCUUCCUCUGGCGCCUUCAGCAGCUUCGUCAUCCGCCCCUACGGCGGCUGCAACGACCUCGCCUUCAGCGGGCACAUUAUCGUCGCUGCACUCACUGCCUGCGCCUGGCAGGUUUCUCUGGUCGUGCCCGCCGCCCCCGCCCACAAGGAGGGAGGCUUUUGGGGCGGCGCUUAG